Branchiostoma belcheri (Belcher's lancelet) is the source of this 2743-nucleotide messenger RNA. RefSeq lists its product as uncharacterized. The record is from RefSeq and is a predicted model, not a curated record. The coding region runs from base 164 to 1510 and encodes 448 amino acids. NCBI's taxonomy places the organism in Eukaryota, Metazoa, Chordata, Leptocardii, Amphioxiformes, Branchiostomatidae. The transcript is spliced from 9 exons.
UACUGACCCUGAGUGACAAGAGUCUGGCACACAAGCUAAGCAAAGGUCAUUUCUUCAGAAGCCGUCGCUAUACUACAGGCUCACGGUGCUGUGGCUCAUCUUAGUAGGUCUGUUUGUGGAUACAGAGAACUCGCUCCUUCCUACCUCAACAUCUAUCCACGGAAUGGGGACUCAAACGUGGCUGUUUUUAACAGUGCUGUCUGUACUGACAGUGACGUCAUAUCAGGCCCGUCCUACGUCACGUCCUGACGUGUCCGGUCUGGACCGGGCUAACAUGACGUUUGUGGAGUUCUGGACCGGACUCCGGAGGUGUGAGACCGGUCUGGUCCGGUCCAUGUGUCAGAACCCCGGCACCACGGUCCAGCAGUGCAGUUCAGGAGACAUAGCUGCAAACUUCACCCGGUGCGUGCGCUCUCUUCUGUACGACUGGAACUACUGUCACGACUCCUGCAGCCCAGCGGAGGUCAACACCCUGGUGGAACAAACCAUGGCCCAGAACUUCAUCUUUAACGACUCCGACAACUGCGCUGGGUAUGGCGGCGAUCUUGUUCAGCGGGAUCCCCCGGAGUUCCUGGCGGGAUGUUCUGCCGACUUCCCCGUGCAGGUGACCGAAUGGUGCUACGCUCCCUUCCUGGAGAAAUGGCAGAAUGAUCCUGCCGACCCAACCUUGUGUAGGCAGUACGUGUACACGAAGGAAUGCUGGCACCAGCUCGCCUCCAGUCUGUGUAACUAUGCCGACCCUGUGAUUGACUGGUUAGACCCGCAGUGGGACGACUUCAACCCGUUCAUGGAAAACUGUCCCUGUGACGCAGCGCCCCAGACUGACGUGUCAGAACGCCCGGCUAUCGAGCAGAUCCCCCAGUUUAACGUCGGCAGCUGUAACUACGUGGAGUGGCUGGAAAAGUUCCGUCUGUGCGAGGACAACCUCGUGGCGUCCAUGUGCCACAACCCGGACACUACCCUUCAGCAGUGUGCAACGGGGGAGAUCGGUGGUAAUUUCACGACCUGUGGCCGCCAGUCCUUCCGCACCUGCUUCGCGAGCGCAGGCGUGCCUGAAGAACAGGUUGAACAACAGGUGGACGCCAGAAUGAGUGAUCCGAUGAUAUCGAACACCACGUGGUUCUGUCAGAUGUACGGCCUUGACUUUGCCCUGCCGUGGGAGAACUACGGACCCAUGUGCAACUUCAAGUUCACAGACAGGAACACCGCCUGUUUGAAGCCACUUCUGGACAUGUGGAGUGACAAUCCGGCCGACCCUCGUAUAUGCAGGCAAUUCCGCACAACCAAAGACUGUUGGCACAGGAACAUUAACCAAAACUGCCUGCUGGAUGUGGGCCUGAAGGCUAUCACAGACUGGUUCGACAGCCAGUUUGACGACUACAACCCAUUUGAGCAGUGUCCGUGUGUGUUACACACUUCACAGGCUGGAACCGUUCAUGGCACUUACACUGUGCUGUCAGUCGCUUUACUCGUGUUGCUAAUGACCCCAUGGAUCCGGGAUUACCAAUGAACUUGAUAUUCAUAGUGAACUGAAAUUCAUUCUAUACUUGCAUUGGCAAAAGUUUGCGAUCUGAGAAAAAUGGAGGUGUUCACAGAACUACAUGUAUUAUUUUACUAUACAUGUAUGUUCACAGUGGUGGCAGGUGCAAAAAAAAAAAGUCGGCGAAUUCUUUGUUAAUGGUAACGAUAAGUUUGCUGUAUAGAACUGAUCGCGAAAGCUGCAAGUAUAAAAGUACAUUUUGUACCACGAAACAAUCAGGAAUUAUAAUACUUUAUGUUAUACAUUUGUACAUGUAUUACCUCCUCUCAUGGAAGUCAGCCCUAUUCAACUGAAGCAACUACCGGUACCCUCUAGCUCUAAUAUGUGCCCAAGAUUGAGGCAUAAAUACAUGUGUGUAUUUCAAACAGAAUCCAUGUUUUUGUGGGAACAGGUAAGCUGAGAAUGAUAACAAUGCUAUUGCACAUGAUCAAUUCAAGUUCAACACUUACAUAGACAUACCAGUUGUACUUACAUGAGUAAUCACAUAGAUAUAUGUUACACACACAUCAACAUAUGGCAGUGUUACAUGUACACAGGAAGAUACCGUCACAAUAGCAUUUUUUUGUUCUAGCAUUAGGCUGUGAGAGAACUAACCAUUGAUAAGGAUCUAUCCAUGGCAUGGAAAGUAUUCACUCUUACACUUGUGCCGACUGUAUUAUCUGUGUAUUCUAAAUCUCAGCUCCAAUUUCUAAAAGAGUGCAAUUUGAUAUACAUGUACAUGGACAUUAGUUUACAGAGUAUAGCUACAAAUCUGAUUAGUCCCAGACAUAUACUCUGAAUCAUACUUCAAAGCUCAUGAUUUUCUUGAGUUCUAAACAUGGACUUAAGUACUGAAGUCUUAUGCCAUAUCUUUUACAUUCAUCUUUUAGGUUAAAUUUUCUGCAUCACUUGACAAUUUCAACAAUUUCGCAGAUGUGAGCAAUACACAAAUGUGACACCUUAAAAGUCUUUAAGUUCACAUAGCAUUGUAUAAUAUUCUCAGAGCUUUGGUAUAAACUAUGUACUCUAUAAACUAUAAACUAGUGGCAUAAACCGUUUGUCUACCAACUGAUUGGUGCCAUGUACAUGUCCAAUACAGGAUACCUGACAAAGUGAGAAUACAAAAUCUAGUCAUUCUUGCUGAAGUGUGGUGUGAAGGGUUGUAUUCUUCAUUUCAGUUGGUGACUUGAAACUGGCAGUACUGGUUGUCCAACAUCAAACCUC